Messenger RNA from Penicillium digitatum Pd1, 123 nucleotides. The record is from RefSeq and is a predicted model, not a curated record. NCBI's taxonomy places the organism in Eukaryota, Fungi, Ascomycota, Eurotiomycetes, Eurotiales, Aspergillaceae.
AUGCGUGCUCUGCAGUACUCAGAGCCCAAUCUUCACAAGAUCGUGGAGGUCCCGUGCCUGGAAUCUGCGCGAACGACGUUCUGGUACAAAAGGAUCCACCGAAUUCGCGGGACAGCGGACUGA